Molecule: messenger RNA, 833 nt
Organism: Mucor mucedo
Lineage: Eukaryota; Fungi; Mucoromycota; Mucoromycetes; Mucorales; Mucoraceae
Product: GTP-binding protein rhoA
Exons: 6
Coding region: 41-622 (193 amino acids)
Biological process (GO): small GTPase-mediated signal transduction
Molecular function (GO): GTPase activity; GTP binding
Source: RefSeq, a predicted model, not a curated record
ACACACACACACACAUUAUUAUCUUUUUUACACUAAAAAGAUGGCUGAAAUUAGAAGAAAACUUGUCAUUGUCGGUGAUGGUGCUUGUGGUAAAACUUGUUUGUUGAUUGUCUUUUCAAAGGGUACCUUCCCAGAGUUUUAUGUUCCCACCGUCUUUGAAAAUUACGUAGCUGAUGUCGAAGUCGAUGGAAAACACGUGGAGUUGGCUUUGUGGGAUACAGCAGGCCAAGAGGAUUAUGAUCGUCUCAGACCCUUGUCAUACCCUGAUUCUCAUGUUAUCUUGAUUUGUUUUGCUGUUGACUCUCCCGAUUCCUUGGAGAACGUUCAAGAAAAGUGGAUUUCUGAAGUACUUCACUUCUGUCAAGGUUUACCUAUUCUUUUAGUAGGCUGCAAAAAGGAUUUAAGAAAUGAUGCUGCAACAAUUGAAGAACUUCGAAGAAACUCACAAAAGCCUGUUGGCUUUGAAGAGGGUGCUUCGGUUGCGCAAAGAAUUAGUGCUUACAAGUAUCUCGAAUGUUCUGCCAAGACAGGCGAAGGCGUACGUGAGGUAUUCGAGCAUGCAACAAGAGCUGCAUUAAUGGUAACAAAGAAGAAGAAGAAGAGUGGUUGUACUGUCUUGUAAAAUAAAAAAAUAAAUAAACUAUUUUUAUUCGUCACACUCUUACAACCACUUCUUCCCCUUUUCCUCCCUCCCCUUUCUUCUUCCCUUACCACCUAACAACCCACCACCUAACAACCCCCGUCCCACACACACACACACACACACACACAAACACACACACACCCCUUUUUUUUCUUUUUUUUUUAAACAUAAAUAUAUAUUCCAACCUCUU